AUGUAUUUUUGUUGCAUCAAUGAAAAUAAAGAAUAUCCUGAAAAUGAUAGGUUAUUCUUUAAAAUUUGGAGGAAUAAAUCAAUUUUAAAUGAAAUAUUAUUUCAUUUAAAUAUUUCAAAUAAUUAUAUUUCCAAGAGAAUUUUUACAUUUACUGAUUUAUUGGAUGGUAAUUUUAGAUCAAGUCCAUUUAAAGAUUAUUUCAAGAGUUUAUUAAUUAAAAAUUCAUUACAAGAUACAAAUGUAAUUGAUGAACAAACAUUAGAAUCACUAAAACAAAUACCACCAUCUGUAGAUAAACUUCAUAUUCAACUUUUUCAAGAAAAUCAAUCACAAUCAAUCUUCAAAGCUUCAUUUCUACCUCAAUCAAUCACAGAUUUAACAUUUACAAUUUACCAAAGUGAAUCAAUUUUAAGUGAAAAUAAAUUUAAAAUAGAUAAUGAUAAUAAUAAUUUAAAAUCAUUACGUUUGGAAACAAUACAAUUUGGUGGUAAUCUAGAAUCAUCAUCAUCAUCAUCAUCAUCAUCAUCAUCAUCAUCAUCAUCAUCAUCAUCAUCAUCAUCAUCAUCAUCACCUAAUUUAAAAAGUUUAUUAUUGUUUUCAGGAUUAACAUCAUUAAAUUUAUCAAUAAAAUUUAAUAUUGAAAUAUUACCAAAUGUAUUACCAAAAACAUUAAAAACAUUAAUACUAUCAGAAGAUUUUAAUAGAGUUUUACAUGUUGGAUCAUUACCUGAAUCAUUAAGUUAUUUAAAAUUUGGUAGAGAAUUUAAUCGACCAUUAUUUCCAAUUCAAGUUUUACCAACUCAACAAUUGAAAUAUCUUUACUUUGGUGAUUUAUUUAAUCAAUCAAUUAAUGAUUUACAAAUUUCAAAUUUACAAGUUUUAGAAUUUUCAAAUUAUAAUUCAUUAUCCAAUAAAUUAAAAUUACCACCAUUAAAUCAUUUAAAAUCUUUAAAACUUGGUUCAGGAUAUAAAUAUAGUAAUAUAUUUAAUUCAGAUGAUGAUAAUAAUAAUAAUUCAAUUAAAAAAUUAAAAAUUGGUAAAAAAUUAAAUAUUAAAAAUUUAAAAAUGUUUACAAAUUUAACAAAUUUAGAUAUUUCAAAUGUAAAUAAAAUUAAAACUGGAAAUUUAUUAUUGUCAUCAUCAUCAUCAAAUCAAAUUUUACCAAAUACAAUUAAGAAAUUAAAGGUUAAUUUAGAUAAUUUGAAAUAUAUUAAAUUACCAAAAUCAGUAGAUAGAUUAGUAUUAAUUGUAGAUUCAAGUAUCUCUAGGGAUCUUAUUAAUGGUACUCGUAGUUUAAUUCCAAAUCAUAUUACAUGUUUAGAUUUUAAAAUAUCAAGUUCAAUUUCAUUUGAACCAAUUUUAUUAUUAUUUAAAAAUUUAACAAACUUAAAAUCAUUAUCAUUUAGUAGCUACCAUGGUAAUUCAUUAACUAGAAUUGUAAAUAAACAUAAUUUACCAAUGAGUUUAUUAAAAUUAGCUGCUGAACUUAACGAUAACCAUAAUAAAGAUGAAGAAACAGUAUUCCCAAAAUCAAUUGAAAUAUUAAACUUUAUUUCAUUAUCAAGUCAAAUUAAACCAUUGGUAUCAUUCCCAUCAAAUUUAAAAUCUUUAAGAAUCAUUCAAUAUAGAGAAGAAGAAGAAAUACCAAAAUUACUAAAUUCAAUAAAAUUAUUAGAAUUACCAAUUACACUUUCACAAGAGAUAGAUUCCACUUGGUUACCAUCAUCAAUUGAAACUUUAAUUUUAAAUGGUGAUCCUAUAAUUAAAGAUUUACCAAACUCUUUAAAAACGUUAUACAUUAAUGACAAUAAUACCUCAAUUCUAAACAAUCAUCAAUUAUUCACUCAACUAUUACCAAUUAUAAAAGUUUAUAAUUUUAAAAAUUCAAAAUUAUUUAAAAUACUUUCAAAAAAAUAA
Molecule: messenger RNA, 1917 nt
Organism: Dictyostelium discoideum AX4
Lineage: Eukaryota; Evosea; Eumycetozoa; Dictyosteliales; Dictyosteliaceae
Exons: 1
Coding region: 1-1917 (638 amino acids)
Source: RefSeq, a predicted model, not a curated record